Rhopilema esculentum is the source of this 1134-nucleotide messenger RNA. The record is from the annotation of a RefSeq genome assembly. Lineage: Eukaryota; Metazoa; Cnidaria; Scyphozoa; Rhizostomeae; Rhizostomatidae.
AUAAGAAAGUAUAAUCCUCUUGCAACAAUCAUUAAUGACAUUUUAGUAGAUUUACCUUCCCCAUCAAACAUAAGCUACCUAUGAAACUUCGGUUCUCUAUUAGGGUUAUGUUUAGUUAUACAAAUACUAACGGGAAUAUUUUUAUCUAUGCACUAUUGCGCUGAUACCAGUAUAGCUUUUUCUUCUGUUGCACAUAUUAUGCGAGAUGUUAAUUACGGUUUUAUUUUAAAAUAUGCCCAUGCCAAUGGAGCAUCUUUAUUUUUCUUAUGUGUGUAUAUGCAUAUAGGAAGAGGCCUUUAUUACGGUAGCUUUAUGAAAAAGGAACUUUGAUUUUCAGGGGUUACCAUCUAUUUAUUAAUGAUGGGAACAGCAUUUAUAGGAUAUGUACUUCCAUGAGGGCAAAUGUCCUUUUGGGGAGCUACUGUGAUAACAAACCUAGUUUCUGCAAUCCCCUACAUAGGUAACGAUAUAGUUCAAUGAUUAUGGGGAGGAUUUAGUGUAUCUAAUUCCACUUUAAAUAGAUUUUUUAGUCUACACUAUUUGCUUCCUUUCCUGCUUGCAGGAUUAGGCGCUGCCCAUCUAAUUUUAUUACAUGCCCAUGGAUCUUCUAAUCCUAUAGGAGUAAAAUCAGAUGUAGAUAAAAUCCCUUUCCAUUCAUACUUUUCAUUCAAGGAUAUUUAUGGUAUAUUACUUUUAACAAUAUUAUUAAUAGUACUUAUAUUUUUUGUACCUAACAUACUUGGCGACACAGAAAACUAUAUACAAGCAAACCCUUUGGUAACACCAGUUCAUAUACAACCAGAAUGGUAUUUUUUAUUUGCUUAUGCUAUUUUAAGGUCUAUUCCCGAUAAAUUAGGGGGAGUAGUAGCUAUGUUAGCAAGUAUUUUAGUGUUAUAUGCUUUACCUUUCUUGAACAUAGGUUUACAAAGAACUAACUCCUUUAGACCUUUUUCAAAAUUAUUUUAUUGAAUUUUUAUAGGUAAUUUCAUACUAUUAACUUGAAUAGGAUCUCAACCAGUUGAAGACCCCUAUAUAUUAAUAGGUCAAAUUUCUACAGUGAUAUAUUUUUCUUACUUUAUAGCUUUGAUUCCUAUUGCAAGUUGAGUAGAUAAUAGAACUCUGUUCAAAUCAUAG